UUCAACAAAAGGCUUCCCCAGUUUACACCGAACCAGUUUCAAUCCCUUUCAAGUUUUCACUGUUAUCAAUGGAAAAACUCAGCCCGAACGAUCUUCCUUUCUUCCUUGCCAAGUUUGACAAGGCGGGGAUUAACGACACUGAAUUGGAGAUACCAUUGUCAUUUUCUAACAAAUACAUGGUAGAAGACAACGAAAAACAUGGUUCGGUUCACUUGGACGGUUAUAACCGAAGCUGGGAAGUUUCUAUCAAUGCUCACGGACCAUUCUAUAGAAGACUUGUAGAAGCAGGAAUGGGUCAAUUUCAGUUUCGCCUGAAGUCGUACCCGUGGAUCAGGGAUGACGUCGAGCUAACAUGCAACAAUCGGAACUACAUCAUAUUUGGAGCUGGUUGGCAGGAGUUUGUGGAGGCCUAUGAAAUCCAUCCCAACGAUUGGGUUCAUCUGAGGUUCGUUCCAGAAAGUCGCAGCAUUGUUGUGACAGCAUUUCGCUGGACAGAUAGGGUCCGCUAUGCUGCCACUCAAGCACCUGUGCCAAGCCUUGAUCCUCAUCCAUCUUCUUCUUCUGAAAGUACAUAA
This is a messenger RNA of Fragaria vesca subsp. vesca, 575 nucleotides long. RefSeq lists its product as uncharacterized. The coding region runs from base 69 to 575 and encodes 168 amino acids. NCBI's taxonomy places the organism in Eukaryota, Viridiplantae, Streptophyta, Magnoliopsida, Rosales, Rosaceae. The record is from RefSeq and is a predicted model, not a curated record. The transcript is spliced from 3 exons.